AUGGCGCGGGCUCAACUGCUCCCCUAUGUGCUUGCUAUUGGCGCUUGCACCUUCCUGGUGUCAACCUUGAGUUUCGUGUCGUCACCAGCAACGACAGUAGAACGCAGCCGGGCUUUGCGUGCUUUGCCACAGCCUGGAGCCAAGACUGAGGAGAAAACGCAGGAGAGCAACGGGGGAGAGUUCAAGAUGCCCAAGCCUGACAUGGGCCUGAUGAACCGACAGGCCAGAGUUGGACAAUCCGUUGACCAAGACAGGCGUGGAAACAUGUGGUCUGUUGAGCCUGCGACAAGGAUCAGAACAGAUGAUGAUGGGGGCGAGCUGCUUCCAGCAGGAAUCUACUUCCCUAUCGUCAUUGUGAUCACCAUCGGCAGCAUCAUUGUGCUCGCUCAAGUGCUUGGCAACGACGCCCGCUUCGGUGGCAUGCUGGGCGACGAUGCUCGCGGCAUCAACGAGUGCCCGUCGCCAUGCGGUACCCGCUUGGCUUUCCUGGGCAGCGUCAAGAACCAGCAGGUGCCAGAGCUGCUGGCAGUUUGCCACGAGAAGAAGUUGGCAGCUGCCCAAGGGCAGACAGAGGGAGGGAUGUUCAAGGUCCGGCUGGUUGCCGAGCUCCCUGUGGGUCAACGCCCAUCUUUAAGGGAGCCCACCGAGGCCAAAGCUGCCUUGCAACAAAAGCAGCGGCAGGCUGAGCAGGCCCAUCGCCGUAUCAAAGAGCUGGAGCAGGAGCUGCUGCAUGUCGAGGAACAUGUCGCAGGCUUGGAGGAGGAGCUGCGGAAGUCGACGAGCCAAGCAGCGCGCGCGGCGGCGGACUUGGUCAGUGCCAAGGAUCAGGUCUCGCAGCUCGAGCGAGAGCUGCGGCUGCGUGAGGAAGGGGACGAGCGUUCCCCACCACGAGGUCGAAAGUUGGACCGUUGUCAGACCGAUGGCGUAAGGGACUUGGACUGGGCCAAGGAAGCGCAGCUGCAGGCUGAAGCAGCCCUGGAGGCCCUCAAGCGUGAGCACGAGGAGGUCUUAAGGGCCCGAGACGCGGAGCACGAGAAGCAGCGACGGCACUUGGAAUCCUUGCAGGAGCAGCACCGGCAGCUCCAGCAGUACUGUGUGGACCUGAGAGCUGCGUCUCAAGAGAUCCAAGGUUUCUUGGAAGCUGCCGAGGCAGAGAAUGUGGAACUCCAACGGGAGGUCAUUGAGAUGAAGGAGGUGCUGGAGGCUCAUCACCUCGAGAGGGCGUCGAGAGGGCCUUCGAAGCAGGUGGACUUCCAAGGUACCAGCCUCGCCGAUGAGCUCAUCGACCAUGCUGAUGCUGAAGAGCCCGCAUCUUUCUCGGUUCAGAAGACGAAGAGCGUCCACAUGGCGGAAGAGGUGGGCGAGGACGUGCCCAGCCGGAGCCGGCGGAGCAUGAAGCCCAAGCUGCGGCGGAGCAGUAGCAGCUUUGUCCAAGCAGGAGCAGUAGCAGAUGGGAUAUAG
Molecule: messenger RNA, 1461 nt
Organism: Durusdinium trenchii
Lineage: Eukaryota; Dinophyceae; Suessiales; Symbiodiniaceae
Source: the annotation of a GenBank genome assembly